AUGGAUUCCCAUGUGUACUGGGAACUACAGCCACUAGGUGAAUCAACUUGCGGCCUCCACGCACUUAACUGUAUUUUCCAAGGCCCAGAAUUUAGACUAGCCGAUCUCCAAUCUUUAUCCAUGGAAUGUAGUAAACUCGAACGUGAUUUUCUAGCGCAAGCCGGUCUAAGUGAGGUCGAAUGUGAACAAAUGGCCUUGAAUGAAUCAACUAGUAAUUUUGAUUUUAUGGUACUGGAAAAGGCUUUGGAGAAGAAGGAAUUUGUGUGUACAAGGCUUCAUGUAGACAGCAUAACAGAAGGAUUAUUAGAUCACAAACACGCCUUUCUACUCAAUCUUAACUCACAUUGGGUAUCCGCUAGGAAUAUUGACGAUAAAUGGCUGUUGUUUGACAGUAAGAAGGAAAAACCAACUGAAUUGGUGUUGUUAGACUUUUUGAAGGAGAAAUUACAAGGGAAACAGACGGCGUUUUUGUUUUCAAUCAGAACAAAGAUAUUCUGGGACCUAACCAAAAGUUCGAACCCUUAA
Theileria annulata is the source of this 525-nucleotide messenger RNA. RefSeq lists its product as uncharacterized. Gene Ontology annotation, cellular component: nucleus. Gene Ontology annotation, molecular function: cysteine-type deubiquitinase activity. Lineage: Eukaryota; Apicomplexa; Aconoidasida; Piroplasmida; Theileriidae. The record is from RefSeq and is a predicted model, not a curated record. Gene Ontology annotation, biological process: protein deubiquitination. Bases 1 to 525 code for a protein of 174 amino acids. The transcript is spliced from 6 exons.